AAUCGCAACUUCCAAACGAUCAUUACCGAAAUUUUGAUCUCCUUCCACCUCUGCUACCAUGUCAUCGGUCCCACUCCUUCACUCUCCCCGGGUCCCACCCAGCAAAUCCUCCUGUUCUCCAUUCCCCGCAAACCGAUGCUCCUUUCUCCAUUCCCCAUUCUCAAAUUUCAAAUUUCACCCCUUUCUUUCUUCCUCCCUCCCUCUCUCUGUAUAUAAACACUCUCACUUCCCCCCACUUCAAACCCUCACUCUUUAUCCCACACUCUCAUUCACCACCUCCAAUCCCUUUCCCACAACCACCGCAAUGACCCCGCCGGCCCGUCCCACUCCGGCGACGACCCUACUCAUCACCCUCUCCCUUCUAUCCAUCCUCUCCCUCGCCACCGCCUACCGCCCGUGGCCGCCGACCACCCACCCAAACGCCACCGACCUCGCCCUCGGCGCCUCCAAGAAAUUCGAAGGCUCGUCGGACUUCGUCCACCUCCGCUACCACAUGGGCCCGGUCCUCACCAACAACAUCACCGUCCACGUCAUCUGGUACGGCACCUGGCAGAAGCCCCAGAAGAAGAUCAUCCGCGAGUUCAUCUCCUCCAUCUCCGCUCCCACGCGCCGCCGCCGCUCCACCGUCGCCGGGUGGUGGAAGACCGUACAGCUCUACACGGACCAAACCGGUUCGAACAUCUCCCGAUCCGUCCGGUUAGGCCGGGAGAAGAACGACCGGUUCUACUCCCACGGCAAAUCCCUCACCAGGAUGUCGAUCCAGUCGGUGAUCAAGAGCGCCGUCACGGCGAGAACCGAUCCCCUCCCCGUCAACCCGAAGAGCGGGCUGUACCUCUUGCUGACCUCCGAUGACGUGUACGUCCAGGAUUUCUGCGGGCAGGUGUGCGGGUUCCACUACUUCACUUUCCCUUCCAUCGUGGGGUACACGCUCCCGUACGCGUGGGUGGGGAACAGCGCCAGGCUCUGCCCCGGGGUUUGCGCCUACCCGUUCGCGGUGCCGGAGUACAUGCCGCGGAUGAAGCCGGCGAGGUCGCCCAACGGCGACGCCGGCGUCGACGGGAUGGUGAGCGUGAUCGCGCACGAGAUUGCCGAGCUGGCGAGCAACCCGCUCGCCAACGCGUGGUACGCGGGGCAGGACCCGAGUUUUCCGGUGGAGAUUGCGGAUUUGUGCGAGGGGAUUUACGGUACGGGAGGUGGCGGUUCGUAUACCGGGCAGAUGUUGGAGGGACCGGAUGGCGCCACGUAUAACAUGAAUGGGAUCCGACGGAGGUACUUGGUCCAGUGGGUGUGGAACCAUGUGGUGAAUUACUGUACUGGCCCUAAUGCUCUCGAUCAGUAGUAAAUUUUGUUUUUGGGUGUUUUUUUUGGGGCGCCACUUUCCACUUUUGUAAUUUGUGUAUUUUUUUCUUCUUUCUGGAAUUUGAUGAUUUUUCCUUUCUUGGCUCUCUUUCUCUCAAUCUAUGGGUGUGUGGGGUGGAAUUAGGUGAUAAUUCUUAUAGGGUUAGCACUGUGAUAACUAGCAAAAAUCACCACGGAUUAUUAUAAAAUCAAUACAACAUCUAAGAUAAAUCACUACUAAUUCAAAUUAGUAGUAGUUUUUUCCUUGGUUAGGACGGUGCUAACUAUUGUACAAUUAGCACCGUAGCCGUUUCCGGGUGUGGGAUAUCUGGAUUAAGUUAGUUAAGGGUGGUUAAAAAGAUGUUUGAUGAUCGUUAUAGUUAUUGAUUUAGUACACUUUUUGUUUUCCGUGAAAUUGUGUGUAAUGUUAGUUGCCUAAUAGCAACAAACAAUACUAAAAUUGCUCAAAAGGU
Messenger RNA from Linum trigynum, 1811 nucleotides. NCBI's taxonomy places the organism in Eukaryota, Viridiplantae, Streptophyta, Magnoliopsida, Malpighiales, Linaceae. The record is from the annotation of a GenBank genome assembly.